ACCGGAGCCCGGCGCGCAGCUGCGGAGAGUACCGUGGAGCCCGUGCCCCGACGCUUUGCGCCCGCAGUGUUCAUCUCGUCCACCGCGUCCCGGCCGGGCAUGGGGCAGCCCGGCUGAGCGCCGCACCCCGCCGCCGAGACCCCCAGCCCAAGCCACCGUCCCUCUCGCCGCGGCCCCAGCGUGCACCGGCGAUGGAGAAGGCGACGGCCGGCACCGUGGGGCUGCGGUUGCUGCUGCUGCUGCCGCUGCUCGGCGAAGCCCCACUGGGACUCUACUUCUCAAGGGAUGCUUACUGGGAGAGGCUGUACGUGGACCAGCCGGCCGGCAUGCCCCUGCUCUACGUCCACGCCCUGCAGGACGUCCCCGAGGAGGUGCCCAGCUUCCGCCUGGGCCAGCACCUCUACGGCGCCUACCGCACACGGCUGCACGAGAACGACUGGGUCCGUAUCCAGGAGGACACGGGGCUUCUCUACCUUAACCGGAGCCUGGACCACAGCUCCUGGGAGAAGCUCAGCAUCCGCAACGGUGGCUUCCCGCUGCUCACCGUCUACCUCCAGGUCUUCCUGUCGCCCGCGUCCCUUCGUGAGGGCGAGUGCCAGUGGCCGGGCUGUGCCCGAGUGUACUUCUCCAUCAUCAACGCCUCCUUCCCGGCUUGCGGUGCCCUCAAACCCCGGGACCUCUGCUUCCCUGAGAUGGGCCUGUCCUUCCGCAUUCGGGAGAACAGGCCUCCCGGCACCUUCCACCAAUUCCACCUGCUGCCUGUGCAGUUCCUCUGCCCCAACGUCAGCGCAGCCUACAGGCUUCUGGGAGGUGAGAGUCUGCCCUUCCGCUGCACUGUGGACAGCCUGGAGGUGAGCACGCGCUGGGCCCUGGACCGCGAGAAGCGGGAGAAGUAUGAGCUGGUGGCUACGUGCACGGUGCGUGUCGGCACGCGUGAGGAGGAGGUGAUGGUGCCCUUCCCCGUGACCGUGUACGACGAAGAUGACUCUGCGCCCAGCUUCCUCGGGGGCGUCGACACCGCCAGCGCCGUGGUGGAGUUCAAGCGGAAGGAGGGCACUGUUGUGGCCACACUACGCGUCUUCGAUGCAGAUGUGGUACCAGCAUCCGGGGAGCUCCUGAGACGGUACACAAGCACGCUGCUCUCCGGGGACGCCUGGGCCCUCCAGACCUUCCGAGUAGAGCACUCGCCCAACGAGACCUUGGCCCAGGCCAACGGCAGCUUUGUGCGGGCAACCGUGCAUGACUACAGGCUGGUUCUCAACCGGAGCCUCCCCAUCUCGGAGAGCCGGGCCGUGCAGCUGGCCGUGCUGGUCAACGACUCGGACUUCCAGGGCCCGGGGGAGGGCGUCAUCCUCCUCCACUUCAACGUGUCUGUGCUACCCGUCAGCCUGCGCCUGCCCAGCACCUACUCCUUUGCCGCGAGCAGGCGGGCCCGCCGCUUCGCCCAGAUUGGGAAAGUCUGUGUGGAAAACUGCCAGGAGUUCAGUGGCAUCCACGUGCAGUACAAGCUGCAGCACUCCAGCGCCAACUGCAGCGCCCUGGGGGUGGUCACCUCGGCCGAGGACACCACGGGGACCCUGUUCGUGAACGACACGGAGGCCCUGCAGCGGCCCGAGUGUGCCCAACUCCAGUACACGGUAGUGGCCGUCGAACGACCAACCCGCCGGCAAGCCCAGGCCCCACUGCUCGUCACACUGGAGGGGACAUAUGUGGCAGAGGAGCCAGGCUGCCCCUUGUCCUGCGCGGUCAGCAAGAGGCGGCCCGAGUGUGAGGAAUGCGGCGGCCUGGGCUCUCUGACGGGCAGGUGCGAGUGGAGACAGGGAGACGGCAAAGGGAUCACCAGGAACUUCUCCACCUGCUCCCCCAGCAUCAAGACCUGCCCCGACGGCCACUGUGAUGCCGUGGAAAGUAGAGACGCCAACAUCUGCCCCCAGGACUGCCUCCGGGGCGGCAGCAUCAUUGGUGGGCACGAGCCUGGGGAGCGCCGGGGGAUUAAAGCCGGCUUCGGUAUCUGCAACUGCUUCCCAGAGGAGAAGAAGUGUUUCUGCGAGCCGGAAGACAGCCAAGACCCUCUGUGUGACGAGCUUUGCCGCACAGUGAUCGCGGCAGCCGUGCUCUUCUCCUUCAUCGUGUCCGUGCUGCUGUCCACCUUCUGCAUCCACCGCUACCACAAGAACGCCCACAAGCCGCCCAUCGCCUCAGCUGAGAUGACCUUCCGCCGGCCUGCCCAGGCCUUUCCGGUCAGCUACUCCUCAUCCAGUGCCCGCCGGCCCUCGCUGGACUCCGUGGAGAACCAGGUCUCUGUGGACACCUUCAAGAUCCCGGAGGAUCCAAAGUGGGAAUUCCCUCGGAAGAACUUGGUUCUUGGAAAAACUCUGGGAGAAGGAGAAUUUGGAAAAGUGGUCAAGGCAACGGCCUUCCGGCUGAAAGGCAAAGCGGGGUACACGACUGUGGCUGUAAAGAUGCUGAAAGAGAACGCCUCAGCGAGCGAGCUGCGGGACCUGCUGUCAGAGUUCAACCUCCUGACGCAGGUCAGCCACCCGCAAGUCAUCAAGCUAUACGGGGCCUGCAGCCAGGACGGACCGCUGCUCCUCAUUGUGGAGUACGCCAAGUACGGCUCCCUGCGGGGCUUCCUCCGAGAGAGCCGCAAGGCGGGGCCCGGCUACGUGGGCAGCAGAGACAGCCGCAACUCCAGCUACCUGGACAACCCGGAGGAGCGGGCCCUGACCAUGGGCGACCUCAUCUCCUUCGCCUGGCAGAUCUCGCGGGGGAUGCAGUACCUGGCCGAGAUGAAGCUCGUCCAUCGGGACUUGGCAGCCAGAAACGUCCUAGUAGCUGAGGGGCGCAGGAUGAAGAUCUCGGAUUUUGGUCUGUCCCGAGAUGUUUAUGAAGAGGAUUCCUACGUGAAGAGGAGCAAGGGUCGGAUCCCAGUCAAGUGGAUGGCCAUCGAGUCCCUCUUCGAUCACAUCUACACCACCCAGAGUGACGUGUGGUCCUUCGGUGUCCUGCUGUGGGAGAUUGUGACCCUGGGGGGCAACCCCUACCCUGGGAUUCCUCCAGAGCGGCUCUUCAACCUUCUGAAGACAGGCUACCGGAUGGAGAGGCCAGACAACUGCAGCGAGGAGAUGUACAGUCUGAUGCUGCAGUGCUGGAAGGAGGAGCCAGACAAGAGGCCAGUGUUCGCUGACAUCAGCAAAGACCUGGAUAAGAUGAUGGUUAAGAGCAGAGACUACUUGGACCUGGCCGCGUCCACCCCAUCUGAUUCCCUGCUGUACGACGACGGCCUGUCGGAGGAGGAGAUGCCCCUGGUGGACUGUAAUAACGCUCCCCUCCCUCGAACCCUCCCCUCCACGUGGAUUGAAAACAAACUCUAUGGUAGAAUUUCACAUGCGUUUACUAGAUUCUAGCCACGUUGUUCCUCUCUGCACUGUCCUUACUCUCUGUAAUGCUUUUUAAGAGUGUUUCUGGUCUGAAUGAAGCCAAAGUCUGCUCUGAACCUUUUUGUUUGUAAAUGUCUGACUUUGCAUCCGUUUACAUUCAGGCAUUUUUACUAUUAUGUUUUUUUAAAAGGAUGUGAAAAUAUGUGUAAUUACCACACUGCCCAGCAACUUAGGACGAUAGAGAAGAAAGAGAGCAGGGCAGAACUCUCAGGGGAUAUUGAGAAAAUGAUGACUAAGUCAUUUCCUGGGUGGGUAUCAAGUCAUAGUACUUCUAAUUUAACUACUGGGAUAAAUUUACCUGAUCCGGGGAGGCAUUUAAUUUAGAAAGGAGGAGCCAGCACCACUCUGCCUGCACUAAGAGCACAGCCAGUGGCCGCUCCCCCAGACCCUGCCUGGGUGGAAGGCAGCUCUUGGAGGCCACCUGGUGCUGGAGACCACAAUGGUGGGGGGAGGGGAAUGGGAGGACACACGCAGACUGCUGUUUUCACAUCCUUUGCGUUACAAACUGUCAUGACAGUUGUCACUUAUGAAGUCAGUGCAAAAAGCUGGAGCAAAAUGCUUUUUGAAAGAACGUAGUCUGUGGUGCUGUGGUCUUGCAAUGGACAGUAAAUAUGGUUCUUGCCAAAA
Aethalodelphis obliquidens (Pacific white-sided dolphin) is the source of this 4067-nucleotide messenger RNA. RefSeq names its product ret proto-oncogene (gene RET). The transcript is spliced from 19 exons. Lineage: Eukaryota; Metazoa; Chordata; Mammalia; Artiodactyla; Delphinidae. Gene Ontology annotation, molecular function: ATP binding; calcium ion binding; transmembrane receptor protein tyrosine kinase activity. Gene Ontology annotation, cellular component: signaling receptor complex; plasma membrane. The record is from RefSeq and is a predicted model, not a curated record. Gene Ontology annotation, biological process: cell surface receptor protein tyrosine kinase signaling pathway; protein phosphorylation; multicellular organism development. Bases 192 to 3407 code for a protein of 1071 amino acids.